This is a messenger RNA of Exophiala spinifera, 1053 nucleotides long. RefSeq lists its product as uncharacterized. The transcript is spliced from 2 exons. The record is from RefSeq and is a predicted model, not a curated record. Bases 1 to 1053 code for a protein of 350 amino acids. Gene Ontology annotation, molecular function: dioxygenase activity. Lineage: Eukaryota; Fungi; Ascomycota; Eurotiomycetes; Chaetothyriales; Herpotrichiellaceae.
AUGGGUUCACUUGGAAACACGGUGCAAAAGGGCGUGGAGCAGGAUGACCUGGUUAUGCCGCUGAUCGACUUUGGUGCGUUCCUGAACGGCGAUCCGAGCAUCAAGAGAACAGUCGCCGAGCAGAUUGUCGAAGCGUUCAAGACGUCGGGAUUCCUGUACCUCGAGCACCACGGGAUCCCGCAAGACGACAUCUCACGGGCGUUUGACGAGUCUGCGCGGUUCUUCCAACGGCCGCAGUCGCAGAAGGACGAGCUCCAAUGGACGACCCCGGACUCCAACAGGGGCUACGUCGCCUGGGGCCGCGAAAAGGUGACGCAGUCGGCCGACCCGGAGGAGAUCGCGCGGCUCCGCGCCUCCAACCCGGACCUUAAGGAGUCGAUCGAGAUCGGGCGCGAGGGCGUGCCCGGGUUCCCGAACCAGUGGCCGUCGCGGUUCGGCGACGACGAGGGCAAACGGUUCACCGACGACAUGCAGUCGUUCUUCCUCCGGCUCAAGGACCUGCACGUGCAGGUCAUGCGCGCCAUCGCGCUCGGCAUGGGCUACGACGAGGCCUUCUUCGACGGCUACACCGACGCCGGCGACAACACGCUCCGCCUGCUGCACUACCCGUCGGUCAAGAAGAGCCUGUGGAAGCAGAACCCCAACCAGGUGCGCGCCGGCGAGCACUCCGACUACGGCUCCAUCACGCUGCUGUUCCAGGACGACAUCGGCGGCCUGGAGGUCAAGUCGCCGCGCGGCACCUGGGUGCGCGCGAAGCCCAUCCCGGGGUCCAUCGUCGUCAACGCCGGUGACCUGUUGUCGCGCUGGAGCAACGACACCAUCAAGAGCACCAACCACCGCGUCAUCCAGCCUCCGCCCAAGGAGACAGCGCAAGACGACGACGACGACGAAAACGCCAUGGUCCCCGCCCGGUACAGCAUUGCUUAUUUCUGCAAUCCCAACUUCGACAGGUACAUCGAAGCGCUGCCCGGUACGUGGGAGAAGACGGGCAAAAAGUACGAAGGCAUCAACAGCGGCGAUUAUCUGGUCAUGAGACUGGCUGCGACGUAUUGA